Penicillium malachiteum is the source of this 1530-nucleotide messenger RNA. RefSeq names its product UPF0183 domain protein. NCBI's taxonomy places the organism in Eukaryota, Fungi, Ascomycota, Eurotiomycetes, Eurotiales, Aspergillaceae. The record is from RefSeq and is a predicted model, not a curated record. The transcript has 2 exons. Gene Ontology annotation, biological process: Golgi to plasma membrane protein transport. Gene Ontology annotation, cellular component: trans-Golgi network. Bases 1 to 1530 code for a protein of 509 amino acids.
AUGACUAGCAAAAACUCGACUCCUGUUUUGAUAUUUCCAGGCAAGGGUUUGGGCUUUAUCACCCUGGGUGCUUCGCUGCACAAUGUCCUUACCCGAGUCAAGUCUUAUCCCCAAGCCUAUCCCGCGAUUGAUCUGUCGUACUCACCAACCGACCCUCUUCGCACUCCCGUCUUAUUACAACUCCCCGCCAACGGGCUAAGGCUACGGUUUGAUGGCCCUGAUCAAAGACUCCGCUUGAUCGAGGUCUUGGAUUUUUCUCGAGUGAACCUGGUCUAUAAAAAUCAGGAUGUACUCAAAGGCAGUAAAGCUGAUGAGUUAGGGACUUCCCCACAAGGUCCUAGCUUUCGACAUGUGUAUAACCGGCUCUUUGGCCCGUCCUACCCAGGCGAAUAUGUUCCUCCAACAGAUAACUCUCCCUAUGGAAUCUAUGUGCUUUCCUAUCCGGGAGUGGCUUUUUCAUUCCCUCUGCAGCAUUCAGCAUGGUCUGAUCAAUGUGACUUCGUAGCCUUGCUGUCGUCCUCAGCUGCUCUCCCAGCUACCUCUAUGUCGAUCUUCCAAGGGUCAUCCUGGCCUGAGGUUCGAACAAAACUAUUCACCCAGCAACCACAGCACCCCAGAUCCUCUGCGAUUGUGGGAAAAUCUCGCGACUCAGUCGCUGAUGAGGUGGAGGAGUUUCAUAUUCUCGGAGCUGGGAAGCUCGAGGUAGUUCGGCGGACAAGCCCACCUCUACUUCUGAACUUGGGAGAAAAUACCCCACAAGAUCUAAUUGCAGAGUUUGGACCCCCAGAUGCCAUUUAUCGUAAACAUGAUCGACGGAUAUCUAUUCACCGAGUAGCAGGAGUUGGUGGUGGUGAUGCUGUGCAUCUCAGCCCCUCACCCAGCCGAGGGAUGGAUAUUCCUGAUACUGACCGCUCCUCCAGUAAUAGCGUGACAGAUGACUCGGAUGAUGAAAUCUCUCCGAGCAAUAUUGGGGAUCCAACUUCACUUCCAGCAGAGUGCUUUUUUAAUUAUUUUCAUCAUGGUUUUGAUGCCUUCAUCUCCUACCCAGUCACGCCCGGACCAGCGUUUCCGAGCUCUGAAAUCUCGGACCCUUCCCCUCCGCCACCUUCUUCCCAGCUGACUGUUACCAAAAUCAUCCUACAUGGCAAUGUACCGGGAUCAUAUCCAUUUAAUCGUCAUCGACGAACCCGCUGGGUAAUCCAUCUCGAUCAAUCCGAGGAUGAGCUUACGUCAGAGUCGCCAUACGAUGAGAUCUCCGAGCAGCUUCGUGAAGUUUGGAAAGGUGCUUACGGCAACCAAGCGGAAGAGCGCGCGAUGCAACGGCCUAUGGUACUGAACCGUGGCUGGGGUGACAGUCCGGAGAGCAGUGUCGAGUUUCUUGGCGGCUGGGAAGAGACCACUGCCAAAGGGCCUAGGUCUGGUACGGAUGACCACGAUGGCGGCUUGGGAAAUACAGAACUGUUUGGAUUCCCAGGUCUUCUUUUCGAAGUGAUGAAGAACGGCGCAGUCAGCUGCUUGACUGUAUAUUAA